This is a messenger RNA of Papilio machaon (common yellow swallowtail), 936 nucleotides long. RefSeq lists its product as uncharacterized. The transcript has 6 exons. Gene Ontology annotation, cellular component: membrane. Bases 1 to 936 code for a protein of 311 amino acids. Gene Ontology annotation, molecular function: phosphatidylinositol bisphosphate binding. NCBI's taxonomy places the organism in Eukaryota, Metazoa, Arthropoda, Insecta, Lepidoptera, Papilionidae. The record is from RefSeq and is a predicted model, not a curated record.
AUGAAUACAAUACCUAAAAGUUCUUUAUUAAAUUUCAAUGAAGAUACACUUGUAAGCAUCCGCAAGGAAUACGAUUUAGACAAACCAGGAAGAAUGGACGAAGCUAUAGAUCUAUUAAUGGAAUGGCUUAAAAAGCAGGAUCAUUUUGUGAAGAAAGAAUUCCCCAGAGACUAUUUGGAAAGAAAGAUAAUUUUCUCCAAAGGAUCUGUGGAACGAGCAAAGGUAAAAUUGGACAGAAAUUGCACAUUGAAGACUUUUAUGCCAUCUUUCUACACAAGAAUUAACUUUAAACAUGAUUAUAAGGAAUCUGAAACCAUUAUCGAUGCAGUCUUACCAAAACUGACUGACGACCACUACAGAUGUUAUGCACUUAAAAACAUUGGCAAACGUUUUGAUAAUGGCUUCACAAAUUACUUCCGCUUUACUCUCUCUAUGGUCGAGUAUAUAACGGCACAUGACUAUUGUAAAGGUUUGAUAGCCAUUUUAGAUUACAGAGAAACAAAUUUAAUUGAAAUGGUAAAGAACAUCGACAUCACCGAAUUAAGACAAUUUAUUACAUUACUAACAGAAGGUUACGGAAUGAAAAUAAAGGGUUUGCACAUAAUCCAUGCUUCAAAAGCGAUAGACACGUUAAUAGCAAUACUGAAGCAAUGUGUUAGCGCGAAGAUCGGACAGCGCAUACAAGUGCACAAGGACAUGAAAUCUUUGCACAAAUUCGUACAAAAAGAUGUUUUGCCAAUAGAAUUGGGCGGGGAUGAGAAAUCACUGAUUGAACUACAUGGUAAUUGGUUAAAUGUUUUAAGCUCAAAAGAGUUUCAGGAUUACUUCGAAAAUGUUAGAGAAGCCACGACUAAUGAAAUUUACAGACAAACAGACAAAUUUAAUAACGAUUAUAUGGGCAUCGCAGGAACAUUUAGAACAUUUACUGUUGAUUAA